AUGGAAGCCCUCUCACGACGCGAAGAGGAGGAAGUCGAGGUCCAGGUCAAGAAGUCCGCCCUGAUUGCGUGCGACGAACUUGUGCGGGACUUCGCGGACUGCGCGCGCGGACGGACAGUCACUAUGCCUUUCAUGUGCGGGUCGCAGCAUAAGGCGAUGAACGCUUGUAUCAAGGUCCACAUGACCGAGGAGCGCCUCGACGCUGCCAAGCUCGACUACAUCGCGAACCGCUCCGAACGCGGGCGUCAGGCCGUCGAGAAGCUCUUCCAGGAGCGCCAGGAGAAGCUCCUCCGCAUGUCGGGACGAAAGGAAAACAACCCCAACUUCCCCCACACCGAGCGGGAGGCGUAG
Molecule: messenger RNA, 351 nt
Organism: Cutaneotrichosporon cavernicola
Lineage: Eukaryota; Fungi; Basidiomycota; Tremellomycetes; Trichosporonales; Trichosporonaceae
Exons: 3
Coding region: 1-351 (116 amino acids)
Source: RefSeq, a predicted model, not a curated record